UGUUAGAUAGGAAGGGUGCAGUCGCCUCAGACGUCUGCUCGAUCCUACUCUCACGUCGAACCUUCCCUUUAAGCUUUCCGUUUAUUCUCGUUUCCACCUUCGAUUCUUCCCCUUUCAACGACCUCCCGCGAUGGCUUUGGACGCGAACGAGAAGAGUUACAUCCUGGACGCAAGGAACAACUACGAGGAUGGUGGCAGUCUGGGUUCAGAAGAAUCUUACGAUGACAUGAGACAACUUGUCGGGGAAAAGAAGGAAGAAUCUGGAAAAUUCAGUAGCCUACCCCUGGCCAGUUUUAAUUUCAUCAAUUCCAUUAUUGGCAGUGGUGUUAUUGGUAUACCCUAUGCUCUUCAUCAGGCUGGAUUCGGCCUCGGGAUAGUAUUAUUAAUACUGGUAGCUGGACUCACUGAUUACUCUUUAAUUUUAAUGAUUAGGAGUGGAAACAUUUGCGGUGAAAUGAGCUACCAGGGUUUAAUGAGAGCCAGUUUCGGUCGUACAGGAUUUUAUAUUCUCACGACACUACAAUUUAUUUAUCCAUUCAUAGCAAUGGUCUCUUAUAACGUUGUCGUUGGCGACACGGUGACGAAAGUGUUAAUAAGGGUAACAGGGAUAAGCGAGACGAACAUUUUUGCUCAUCGUCAAGUGGUCGUCUUAUUCGCGACGGUUUGCAUCACUAUACCGCUGUGUCUUUAUAGAAAUGUUGCUCGUUUGGCCAAGAUCUCAUUCCUUUCGUUGGUCUGCGUUGGUUUCAUUCUCCUAACGAUUUUAAUCCGGAUGGGUACGAUGUCAGCGAUUGUGCCAAGCCAGGAAGAUAGUUGGCGAUUCGCAAAUUUCCCCGGCAUAGUUCCAUCCGUUGGAAUUAUGGCAUUCGCCUUUAUGUGCCAUCAUAAUACAUUCCUUAUCUACGAGUCUAUAGAAAGGGCUACUCAACAAAAAUGGGACAUCGUCACCCAUUGGUCACUUUUCACUUCCUUCCUGAUUGCGGCAGCUUUUGGAAUCAUCGGAUAUGCCACGUUUACUGCGUACGUCCAGGGUGAUCUUAUGGAGAAUUAUUGUUGGGACGAUGAUCUGAUGAACUUCGCCAGAGUUAUGUUCAGCGGGACUAUUUUACUUACUUUUCCUAUCGAAUGCUUCGUCACGAGAGAGGUAAUAAUGACAGCGAUCAAAGGAACCGACGAGCUCGAAGAUCAUACGGCAUAUGUUCCUAACUCCGAUCGGAAGUACUUGAUAAUUACGCUGACGAUAGUGGUGGUUGCAUACCUGAUCUCGAUGUCCACGGAUUGUCUCGGCGUGGUUCUCGAACUGAACGGAAUCCUCGCUGCUGUACCUUUAGCCUAUGUUCUUCCUGGGCUGUGUUACCUCAAACUCGAAGAUGGACCAGUUCUCUCCUCGAAGAAGCUCCCGGCGCUGGGAUUGAUGUCCGCUGGUGUGUUCGCCGCGGUCUCUGGCCUGCUGUUGUUGAUCCUGAACAACGACACUUCCGGUUCCUGCGUGCACGGAAAGGAGGGGAGUUCGAGUCGCAGCUUGAUUCCCAAAUGCAUUAAGAUGGAAGUUUCAAAAAACGAGCAAUUAGUUGAUACAUAUGAGAAAAUUUAUGGAGACGAAUGUCGAAUCUGUUUGAAAAGGGCUGUUGAAAUUUGUGAACUUUUUAGAAAUGGGGACACUAUUCCUCGAAAACUUAUGGCCGUUGCUUCUGUACAGGUUGUAGAAGGAGAUGGUUUACCACCAGUGAUCUGUUUGCCUUGUAAUCAGCGUUUAGAUGCAUCCUAUGAUUUUAAAUGUCAAAUACAAAAUUCAGAUGAAAAACUUCGUCAAAUUCUAAAGCUGAAAUCAUCUUCCAAUGAUUCUGUUACCAGCGCCAGUAUAGUUACAGCAAUAAUUGCUGAUGUGAUAUCUAGUGUAAUAUCUUCUGAGAAAGAAAAUACAGAAAAACAAGAAGUUUGUUCUACAAAUUUUUGUCCUGAUAAUUUUUGUUUCACGAAAGAUGAAACUUCUUUCUGUCUCAAUUCAGAGAAAAAUUUAUUUUGUUAUGAAAAAGAAUCACAGAGUGAAUUAAAUGAUAUAGAACAAAGAAAGAACCUAGAAGAUGCAAAUGUUUAUAAAAGUUUAUUAGAGGAUGAUUCUGUAAGGCAAAUCAGUUCAAUGAAACAAGAGUUUGCUUUAUUGGAUGAUCAUAUGAUACAAACUAAAGAUAUUUCAUUAAAGGAAGAAGAAAGUAUUGAAGAAAAUCAACAAAUAGAAGAGACAUCAAAGAUAGAUAAUAUUCAAGAUGAUGAAGAAAAACCAUUAAUUUCACGCACAACUAGAUUACGUUGUACACAAUGUAUUAAGUCUUUUCGUACAAAAGUGGCCUUGCAGAGACAUGCCAUUGUACAUAAACGUAAAACUAAAUUACGUUAUGUUUGUUAUGUUUGUGAUAAACAAUAUUCUACUCUUGCAAAAGUAAAAAAUCAUGUUGCAAUCUGUCAUGAAGCUCAUGAUAGAAAAGAAAAUAUUCAACAUAAGAGAAUUAAUUAUGAGCAAAAUAAAGCAAUAACGAGUGUACAAGAUAAAAGAAUUAGUAAUGUUCAAGACAAGAAAAUAAAAAUUCAGAAAACUGAUGAUUCUUCUAAAGAACAACGAAAAAGCCUAAAAUUUACUUGUGAAGUUUGUUCAAAGCAAUUUACAUAUCAAAAAUCUUUUAUUACACACGCUAAAAGUCAUCCAGAGUAUAAGUUUGAAGAAUUGGAUGAUUCUUCCGAAUGUUCAACAAAAGAAAGAUCUACAGAAACUAUUGAAGAAGAAGAAGAAAAUGAAGAAGAGGAAGAUGAAGAGGAUGAGGAAGAUGAGAAUCUUCCAGCUGAAAGUUUACAAUGCACUCAAUGUGGAAAAUUAUUUGCAACAAAAAGAAAUCUCAAGAGGCAUGUUUCUACACAUAGUGGAUUAAAGUAUACGUGUGAAACGUGUGGCAAAGGAUUUUCAAGAGUGGAUAAAUUGAAAGAUCAUGAACAAUCAAAACAUAAGGCUGAAUUAUUUGAAAAUUCUGAUUUGGACGAUAAAGAAGAUAUGGACAAUAUAAAUAAAGGAGACUGUUUAGAAGGAAAAAAGAAAGAUCGUCACAACAGACCUCAUAAAUGUGCAAUUUGCCCUAAAUCAUUUGCACAAGCUCAAUCACUAGCGAAUCACAUAGAACGUCAUAAACGGGUGAAAGAAACUCAAAAAAGAUUUCUUUGUGAAGUCUGCAGUAAGUGUUUUGCACAGAGUGGUUCUUUGGUUGCUCAUAUGCGUACACAUACUGGAGUUAAACCAUACGUUUGUAACGUAUGUAGUAGAGCUUUUACAAAGAGCACUUAUUUACAAUUACAUUUGCGCACUCAUAGCGGAGAAAAACCUUAUAUUUGUCAGUAUUGUAGUAGGGCCUUUGCGCGUGCUAAUACAUUAGCAAGGCACAUAACAAUGCAUACAGGAGAAGCAAAAUAUCAUUGUCAGAUUUGUACAAAAUCAUUUAGAAGACUGACUUCGUUAAAUGAACAUACUUACACACAUACUGGACAAAGACCAUAUGCGUGUAAAAUUUGUACAAAGAGAUACAAUAAUGCUGGAUCACUUUAUGCACAUAGAAAGAAGUGCAAGGCACAGCAGCUAUCUAAUCCUGGAUUUGCUGUUUCUGUGGAAAAUACUGUAUCACAACAAGAAGUAGAUGUUCCGCAAGUUUUGAUUUAUUCACACAGGAAACUAGUAGAGGAUGCAACUGUUGGGCAAGUUACGCCCACGCCACAGUAUAUGAUCGCAAACGUACAUAAUCAAAAGAAUUUGGGAUCAAAUAUUAUACAGUCAUUUCCAGUGGAUGAUCCAAAUGUUUAUACGAAGCCAUUUAAGAACCCCUAUUAUACAAUUUAUCCAAAUAUGUAAAAUAAUAAUGUUUGCGGGAGAUUGAUUAAAGAAUGCCUUUUUUAGAGCUA
Messenger RNA from Frieseomelitta varia, 3939 nucleotides. RefSeq lists its product as uncharacterized. The record is from RefSeq and is a predicted model, not a curated record. The transcript has 11 exons. Bases 131 to 3889 code for a protein of 1252 amino acids. Lineage: Eukaryota; Metazoa; Arthropoda; Insecta; Hymenoptera; Apidae. Gene Ontology annotation, molecular function: RNA polymerase II transcription regulatory region sequence-specific DNA binding; zinc ion binding; DNA-binding transcription factor activity, RNA polymerase II-specific. Gene Ontology annotation, cellular component: nucleus. Gene Ontology annotation, biological process: regulation of transcription by RNA polymerase II.